ACAGUUUGGUUCCAGCCCUAAACCCAAUGCACUGAACGCAGAGAAAGAGAGAGAGAGAGAGAGAGAGAGAGAGAUGCCGGCGACUGCGAGCGUGAUCGGAGCUUUACUGGGAUUGGGAACCCAGAUUUACUCCAAUUCCCUCCGCAAACUGCCCUUAAUGAGGCAUCCGUGGGAGCAUGUUCUUGGUAUGGGAUUGGGGGCGGUGUUUGUAAACCAGCUGGUGAAGUGGGACGCUAAGCUUCAGGAAGACCUUGACAAGAUGCUUGACAAGGCUAAGGCCGCCAACCAGCGCCGUUACUUUGAUGAAGAUGAGGAUUAGCAACCAGGUGGAUUGAAGCAGCUUGUGAUGCGGCUCUUCAACGGGUUCAUAUUCGGGUUGUAGACUUAUGUGUUCUUGGUGUCUGAGGUUAUUGCUCCUUGCUGUUGUUUUUGACGUUUUUGUUGCACAUAAGCUAAGCUCUGGGAAUUCAUUCACACUGUCAAUUGGAUUGUGCUUUAAUAAUGGCAAUCCUUGAAAGUAA
Messenger RNA from Diospyros lotus (date-plum), 521 nucleotides. RefSeq lists its product as uncharacterized. Bases 74 to 319 code for a protein of 81 amino acids. The transcript is spliced from 3 exons. Lineage: Eukaryota; Viridiplantae; Streptophyta; Magnoliopsida; Ericales; Ebenaceae. The record is from RefSeq and is a predicted model, not a curated record.